AUGAUAAUCAAUUAUGAUGAGACUGCGUUGUCCGACGACCCAGGCCGUCGCAAACUAAUUUUUAAAAGGGGUUGUAAAUACCCUGAGCGAGUUAUGAACGAAAGUAAGAGCAAUGUGUCUGUGAUGUUUGCUGCCACUGCUUCUGGCAAAAUGCUGGCUCCUUACAUAAUUUAUAAAGCCACUAACUUGUACGAUUUAUGGUACCAAGGUGGACCUCCAGGAUGCUUUUACAACCGCACCAAGUCAGGUUGGAUUGACGGAAACACAUUUUUAGAUUGGUUUCAGAGAGUUGUCAUCCCGUACUGUCGCAGAUCAAAUGGGAAAAAAGUUGUAAUAGGUGACAACCUAAGUUCACAUUUGUCACCGGUUGUUAUUCGGCUAAGUGAACAAAACAACAUACAGUUUGUUUUUCUGCCGGCUAAUUCAACCCAUUUGACGCAGCCCCUGGAUAUAGCACUGUUCGGUCCCAUGAAAAAAUGCUGGCGUAAUUUUAUGGAAGAAGCAAAAUUACAUGAAAGGAAUAGCAAUGCCUUUGAUAAGAGAUAUUUUCCAUCUCAUGUGAGGAAAGCCCUACAAAAACUAGAGCCUAACUUACAGAAAGACAUCAUUGCAGGUUUUGACAAGGCAGGAAUUUUUCCUCUUAACCGAAAACGUGUGUUGGACCGGCUGCCCCCUGAGCUGUGUGAGGAUGAAGAUGUUGAUGGCAGUCAGGCUAAUAGCAGCACUAGUGUAAAUGACAGUUUAACAACUUUCUUGAAAGAGAUGCGUUAUGGUGAUGGGAGUGAAAAUAUUUCAUAA
Messenger RNA from Homalodisca vitripennis (glassy-winged sharpshooter), 798 nucleotides. Its product is annotated as MFS-type transporter clz9-like. Gene Ontology annotation, cellular component: nucleus. The transcript has a single exon. Gene Ontology annotation, molecular function: DNA binding. The record is from RefSeq and is a predicted model, not a curated record. Bases 1 to 798 code for a protein of 265 amino acids. NCBI's taxonomy places the organism in Eukaryota, Metazoa, Arthropoda, Insecta, Hemiptera, Cicadellidae.